This is a messenger RNA of Diaporthe amygdali, 1350 nucleotides long. RefSeq lists its product as uncharacterized. Gene Ontology annotation, cellular component: transcription export complex 2. Bases 1 to 1350 code for a protein of 449 amino acids. Gene Ontology annotation, biological process: poly(A)+ mRNA export from nucleus; post-transcriptional tethering of RNA polymerase II gene DNA at nuclear periphery; transcription elongation by RNA polymerase II. The transcript is spliced from 5 exons. The record is from RefSeq and is a predicted model, not a curated record. Gene Ontology annotation, molecular function: double-stranded DNA binding; RNA binding. NCBI's taxonomy places the organism in Eukaryota, Fungi, Ascomycota, Sordariomycetes, Diaporthales, Diaporthaceae.
AUGGACUUCAUCUUCCAAGACUUCAGCACAGCGACGGCUGAAGGCAACGGCUACCAGCUGGCUCAGACCUUGUCACCAGAACUGCCCCCAGAAACCCUGAAGAUCAUUUGGAAGAGUACCAAUCACAACGAUGCGAGGGGUUAUAUACGGCGAAACCUCAAGAAUGGAUCAUCGCCACUCAAGUUCUCGAACCAGGAGAUCGAUGCCUGGACUGACAUCUAUUUGUCCUACUGGACCGCCGUGGGCGCCAUCCUUGCGGUUCAGGGCAACAUCAUUGCCCCUGGCAGGCCAUCUUGGACCACUGUGUAUCAGGCCUGGAAGGACAUGACCCUGCUCAUCAAACGCGGCUACCAAGAGUUCGGCUUCGAAGCCUGGACGAUACCGUGCCUGUAUGUUGCAGGGAAGUACUUGAGGGUGUUCGCCAUCAAGGCAGACGAUGAGCGGGGUGCGAAUGCUGCAGAUCCCGGAGCUGCAGUCUUGGAUGACUUUGAUCCGGAGAUGGAGGCACAUCAGACUUUGGAGGAAUGCGCGCGCCAUCUGAACGGGCUGUUCUCUCUUUGCUUGACAGACCGGGCACCGCUGCAGGAGUCAAGGAAAUGGGCGAUCUACUUCAUCAUUAAUCUCCUAUUCAAGACGUACUUCAAGCUCAACAAGGCCAAGCUGUCCAGGACGAUUCUAAAGAAUCUCAGCGCAUACCAGGGGAACAUGCCCGAUCUGGACCAGUUCCCAAAGUCCCAGCAAGUUACCUUCAAGUACUAUGAGGGCGUUUUGUUUUUUCUCGAGGAGAACUAUGUGGAGGCCGAGAAGAGCCUGGCAGAGGCGUUAUCUCUCUGCCACAAAGAUGCACAGAGGAACAAGGAGCUAAUUCUGACCUAUCUCAUACCUUGCCACCUUCUCACCACACACACUCUCCCGACCCAGGCACUCCUGGAGCAUUACCCACGGCUGCAGAAACUGUUUCUGCCCUUGGCCCAGUGCAUAAAGAAGGGUGACCUGUACGCUUUCGACCAGGCACUGAAGGAGGGUGAGGAUGAAUUCGUCAAACGCCGAAUCUACCUACCCCUUGAACGAGCUCAUGACACCUGUCUCCGCAAUCUGCUGCGGAAGGUCUUCAUCGCAGGCGGAAUGGCUCCAGACGUAGACCCGCCUAUCCGCCGGACGCGCAUCCCCAUCGCCGAGUUCACAGCUGCCAUCAGCUUGAGCAGCAAGCAGCAGGUUGACUCGGAUGAAGUUGAGUGCCUGCUUGCCAACAUGAUCUACAAAGUGUUCAUGAAGGGAUACAUAGCCCGUCAGCAGCAGAUCGUGGUGCUGAGCAAAAAGAACGAUGCAUUUCCGGGUACAGGAGUUUGA